AUGAAUUCUUAUUAUUAUCUGCAACAAUGCAGUCGAUCCGAUCCGGAUGUAAACGAUUGUUUGGUGAAUUCAGCGAAUAAUCUCAUGCAUUAUAUUAGAUCCAGAGGAAUUCCUGAGUUGGGAAUUGAAAAACCAGAACCAAUUCUUAUUGAUGAGAUUGGGAUUGCUUUGGGAAGUGGACCAGAUGGAUACAGAGCGAAAUUUAGACAAAUUAAUGCUUUUGGUGUGAGCAAUUUGACUAUGACAGCAGUCAGAUCUGACGUAGACACUCAUCAAUUCCUACUUUACAUUCCACACAUUUCCGCGCGGGCUCUGUAUGAAUCCAGUGGUGUUUUAAUUUUGGUUAAAGCAUCCGGUGGAGGAAAUUACUGGGGAGAAUAUGAGGGUGUAAAAGCUAAAAUUUACUUGAAAGCUAAUCCUAUUCCUCGUAAUGGCCGAACAUACCUUGAAUUAGACCAAUUGAAGAUGGAUUUCAGCAUCAAGGACAUCAAAAUGGGUGUUGACAAUCUGCACAACAGCAAUGCAGUCAUCGAAGCCGCAUUGAAUUUAUUCAUCAACACAAAUGCUCAAGAUCUUCUCAAAGAAAUGAAACCCGACUUAAAACGAAAAUUAAUAGCGAUAAUGUCAAACUUUGUCGAAACAUUGUUUGAUAAUAUCCCGUACGACGCUUGGAUCACAGACUAAUAUUAUUAUUUCUCUGUAAUUGAACAAAAAAAUAGUGAUACCAUUUAAGAGUAUGUUAAAUGUUUUAAAUCUCAAACGAUAAUUUAAUUUAUUAUUUCUUACACAUUCUUAGUUCGGUAUAAUAUAAGAUAUUGUGCAGUCAGACCAAAUGACAAGUUGGAAAAUAUCAGUUCAUUAAUAGAAAAAUGGUCUAAUGUUUAAUGACGUAUAAUUAUGGCUGAAAUCGGCAACUAAUUCAACGUUGUCAGUUUGUUACAAUUGAUGCAAUCAUAUUUUUAAUUUUAUUAUAUACAGAAUGAUCCAAAAUUAGAAUUCAGUGAAAUUCAGUGUACUAACUCACCAAAUAAAAUAAAAUAUAAUAAAUUACGUAUUAAACACAAA
Messenger RNA from Dalotia coriaria, 1065 nucleotides. Its product is annotated as protein takeout-like. Lineage: Eukaryota; Metazoa; Arthropoda; Insecta; Coleoptera; Staphylinidae. The record is from RefSeq and is a predicted model, not a curated record.